CUAGUCCGGCCACGUCAGUAUAUUAAAAGUUUUUUUUUUUUUGGUAGUAUUAGCAGUACUCGGUCAACUUGAGGGACCGUCGCGGACAUAAUUAAGCCCAUUCUUGCAUAUGCCAGUUACAUAAUGGAUUUUUUUUUUUUUAAUUUACUCAUCCAUUCAAACAAUAUUAGGCAAAUUGUUUACCCCACUGCAGCAAUGAUUCUGGCGUCUAAAUCUGUUUACGGCAUUGACAUUUAGCCAGGGUUUUAAUGAUUAUAAGACUAAUUCGCAGAAAACGAAUAGAACCACCACCCUAGCCACCAACGGAAGAGAAGGUUCCGUGCGCUGGAAACCAUACAGGCCAACACCAUGCAUUCCCAUUCCUCUUCAAAACCUGGAACCACAGUGCAAACACCUUCCAAUCGAUUCUCUCGGAGAAUCAAGCCACACUUCUAUGCACCACAGCAAGGCCACCGUACAUGUCGGAACUGGGAAGAGAACACAGAAAAACAGGAAGCAGAACCAAAUGGGCACAAGAGAGACAUCCUACUGUAUAAAGAGAAGCAUGGAUGACACUAAGACGAAGGCCAUAGGGAAAAAUCGCAACCGACCGCUCAAAGACAUCACAGAUCCAAUCUCAAGGGCAUCAGUGGGAAUAAUUGAAACCUGUACACAGGGUAGAAGAAGCUGUUGCAGACUUGGCGAAUUAAGUAUCCAUCAGUAACCCAAUGGUUCUUCCAGCCUCUUCUCAGUAUGCAAGUAUCUUAAUGACCCACGGAAGACCCCCGACACAAAGCCAUGUUGUUCCAUGUAUAUAGGACACAACAAACACUCCUCCUGUUCAAGACCACACUAACAGGUCCCAACACAGAGAACUCAUCUUCCAGAAAAUAAAACCCAACUAAAAAAGACAAGUCACUGCUGCACAAAUCAUUCUACAUCUCAUGCCAAAGAGCUGAAAAAACUGAGGCAAUCACUUUUAGUCACUGAAUGGCUACCUAAUGAACCUCGCAGCCCAAACACGGGCAAGGAAGUGAGGUGACACUAAGCAGAAUUCUUUUGAGUAGGGUAAAAGGGGCUAAAAAUGAUGAACUACAGAAGUAUAUGCAUGCAAGACCUCAACUGAACCAAGGAUAAAACACCACCGAGGCCCAACAUAAUCGGGCAACUCAGUGGAUUCACCCACCUCUUCUAUGUUGCUGCUAGUUCUAUGACCUACAAAAAAGACCCUCACGUAACCUGAUGCAUCUGGCAAUUACAUAUAAUUGGCCUACACAGGCAGUAGGUUUUAAUCAAAUAGAGGGAGAACAAAUGGCAAAAAAAAAAAAAAAAACCAUUAAUCAACAGCUAUCAGCAGAGUCUGAACUCCAUAAAACUUGUCAUCCAGAAACGUCUGCGUCGGCCUUCCAAACAUUUCACCAAAACAAGAAAGACAGUGCAUGACUUACUCUACGUCUACGACAUACCAUGUCAUUAGCGUAAACUGACAGGAAUAUAAAAGCAAAAUCAUUCUUUGGCUGUUAAAAGGGAACUCUAGGUCUAAUAGGAACGACAUAAACCAGAGUUCUAGUGGGGUAGGGUAACAGAUAAAAGGACACUGAAAUCGACAAAGCUUGUAAGGAGCCAAACCAGAUGCAGCUUCAGCUUCUAACUACCAUCAAUUGCAUGAAAGACGGCGUCCAAUAGAACCACAAGAUUUUGACAAGGCAGGCAGAAUUGAAAGUACGAACUGACGGAGGAUCAAACCAAGGGCUGUUCUGUACCUUUGGUGAGCAUUGGUGACAAUUAAUUGAAAGUUCUAGAAAAUCCGCAGUAUGCAGGUAACUUCCAGGACCUGUUGUCUUUGGUACUGCAGUUAGAUCAGCAGAGUGAGUCAUUGAACAGCUCUCAAUGCUUGUACUGUGAUUUUUUAAACGCACGUACAAAGAAAAUAAAAAACAAUCUUAUUACAAUCAGUCAGCACCACCCAGGAUGUAGUAUUCAAAUGAAACGGGACACAGUUAAAUAAAGACAGUACCCUUGC
This is a messenger RNA of Linum trigynum, 2002 nucleotides long. The record is from the annotation of a GenBank genome assembly. NCBI's taxonomy places the organism in Eukaryota, Viridiplantae, Streptophyta, Magnoliopsida, Malpighiales, Linaceae.